UGCUAUCGUGAUGGCGGCGGUACACACCUUCCAGCGGUGGGCGUUCAGGACGAUGGCGGCCGCGCCCCAACGCCAGUUGCGCUCGCGCUCGAUAUCGUCCAAGAGAAAGGACGUACCCGUCAGCGAUGCUCCAUUAUCGCCAGUGGUCCGAAUCAAAAAGCCGCGCAACGUGAAAAACGCCAAGACUGCCACUCCGCAGGAUGUACCUCUUUCCUCAACCAAGCGGAAGGUAUCACCGGUUGGAUUCAUUGCCAUGACUCCAGUUUCAGGCGAUCGCAUCGUGUAUGAGUUUCCAACGCUUGUGUCAGGCAAAUUGAUCAAACGGUACAAACGCUUCUUGGCCGACGUACAGCUCGACAACAGUGACACAGUCGUGACUGUGCAUUGUCCCAAUACAGGUCCCAUGAUUGGGCUCCUGGACCUCCCGUUAGCCCCCGUCCGACUCUCCGUAAGCGACAACGCGAAACGAAAGUACGCUCAUACAUUGGAGUACAUCCAAGUCGUGAACGAUGCAAACGAAGCGACGUGGGUGGGCGUACACUCGGCCUCUGCCAACCGCAUGGUGGAAACCGCAUUGCGAAAUGGAUGGCUACCAGAAGUCGUGGGCCAUCGACAGAUCAUGUCCAUCCAAGCUGAAGUCAAGCACACCAAGGACAGCCGCGUCGACUUUGUCGUCACCACCGACGACGGAGUUGAUACUUUCGUCGAAGUCAAGAGCGUCACGCUCGCCAACGCGUCCGAGCCCACUGCUGACGUCAUGCCUCAACAACGGUGUGCCGUCUUUCCAGACACAGUGUCCACACGAGCGUCGAAACACGUCCAGGAGCUCGUCCAUCUCAUUCAAAACAAUCAGCGCCGAAGAGCCGCCAUUGUCUUCCUCGUUCAACGCGGCGAUUGCACGGCGUUCGCCCCAAGCGAAGUCCAUGAUCCUGCUUUUGCCGCCCACUGCGAGGAAGCCAAGGCGGCGGGGGUGGUCAUACACGCGUAUGCUUGUGCCUUGGACUCAUCCAAGCCCCGAGUUAUGCUACUGGGCCCUUUGCCCCCCCAAGCGAAGGCUUAAUUCCCACGUUAUGUGUCAACACCACAAUGCCCAACAUCAAUCUGUAUGAAUAUGAUGGUAUUUUAAUGAGCCGACCAAGGCGGAGAACUCGCAAGCGGGUUCGAUUGUGCUGAGCAGAGCUCGUGCUGCCGACGGAUAGUCGCGGCGGCGUCAACCG
Molecule: messenger RNA, 1217 nt
Organism: Aphanomyces invadans
Lineage: Eukaryota; Oomycota; Saprolegniomycetes; Saprolegniales; Verrucalvaceae
Product: sugar fermentation stimulation protein
Exons: 2
Coding region: 11-1060 (349 amino acids)
Molecular function (GO): DNA binding
Source: RefSeq, a predicted model, not a curated record